GCCUUUCACACGACUUGGCAAGUUGCCUUCAUAUGAAUGAUCAAUACUCUGAAUCAGCCGUCCACCUCAGUGUCCCUUCACCCGGAAUCAUCACCUUUCUUGUCAGCAGCACUGGUCAUGCUUUCUAACUUCCCAGCUCAGAUAGCCAUGGCUGCAGCCUUCUCUGCUUCGAGUGCCUUUGAUGGUUCAAGUGUGAACUCAUCUCUUGACAACAUAAGCUCCACCACAGCAUCCUUCUUUGACAACUUCACUGAAUACCCCAGUUAUGACUACCCUCCUGACACCUUUGAGCCUUGCCGUUAUGGGCGACAUGCCGCCACUUUUCUUCCCAUCCUGUACUCCAUAUUCUUCAUCGUUGGCCUUGUGGGUAACUCUCUGGUCAUCUGGGUCAUUGUCUGUGGUGUUCGUCUGCGCAGCAUGACCGACGUAUGCCUCCUGAACCUGGCUGUCGCUGACCUUCUCCUGGUUUGUUCCCUUCCCUUCCUCGCUCACCAAGCCCGGGACCAGUGGCAGUUUGGAGAACUCAUGUGCAAAGGUGUUCUGAGUAUUUAUUACAUCGCUUUCUACUGUGGGAUCUUCUUCAUCAGUCUCAUGAGCAUCGACCGAUACUUGGCGAUAGUGCACGCUGUUUACGCUAUGAGAGCACGGACGAGGUCGUUUGGAAUGAUUGCAGCUGGUGUUACAUGGCUGGCUGGAGUUUUGGCAUCUUUCCCUGAGCUCAUCUACCUCAAACUGCAGCAUGAUGUACACAAUAUGACGUACUGCUACCCAGAUUUUCCAACAAGUUCUUCAGAUGAAUCCAGCACGGAUACAUAUCACUUCUGGAGGGUGUUCAGCCUCCUCAAAAUGAACAUUUUAGGCCUUUUAAUCCCUUUCAUCAUGAUGGUUUUCUGCUACUCUCAGAUCAUCUGGAGGCUGCUGAACAGCCGCUCCUCCAAGAAGCCGGCCAUCCGUUUAGUCGUCAUCGUGGUGGCAGUUUUCUUCUGCUGCUGGGUGCCCUACAACAUCACAGCCUUAUUCAGAGCCCUGGAGUAUCUCCAUAUUUAUGCGGGAUGUGAGAGCAGCCAAGCCAUCCUCAUAGCCCUGCAAGCCACCGAGGCCGUGGCUUACUCCCACAGCUGCCUCAACCCAUUCCUGUAUGUGUUUGUUGGGGAGAAAUUCAGGAGGCACCUGCUGAAGCUGGUCAACAGGACUCCCUGCAGACUGUGUCAGGCCAUCAAGGUGUAUCUGCCUCAGGACAGAAGUGGAUCAGCGUACUCUCAGACCACCAGCCUGGAUGAGAGGAGCACUGCUGUGUGAAGAGGAUGAAUGCGGCAAAGGUGGUUUUAUAUUGUGUUCCUAGUGUUAUUUCCUGUAUGGGCAUGCCCACAAUGACAUUUCUGUUGAAGUCAAAAAGAAGUUGAUGAAGGCAAUGCCUCUUCAGUUUUUGGGACAUUUUAAGAUAUUGAUUCUUACAGUUUUAAGUUGCUGGGUGUGCAAGUUUUAAGUUUGGCACUUUACCAAAUAACAGGGGUUAAAAAAAAAAAAAAGCGUAAUUAUUCUUUACAGACAAGUCUGUUUUGGCAGCCAUCGUCAGCCAUCUAUUAUCAUCAAAAAGAUGAUGUAUGCCUCAGAAAACAGACUAGCAAGACUUCCUUUUCCACGUGGCAUUUACAUCUACAAUAUAAAAGACGUCAUUUCUUUGUCCAUGACAUUACAUAGCAGAUCAUUCCACCUUUCAGACCACGGGAUCUUAGUUAUACUGCAGCUACAGCGCUCAAUGAGUCAGAAAAAUCCAACUUACAAUAAAGGGAUAUGAAACUUGCCAAAGAAGCAACAUUAUGAUCAAGUUAGGUAAAUGUAAAAUACAAGCUUGGUCAAGUCUGUGGCUCAAUUCAGUCAAUAAAUCCAUGAGGUUCAAUCUGUGGCUCAAUCUCUCAAGACACUUUAUGAAGAAGGCAGCUCUAGACUACUCUUUGUCAGGAUUUUCACAAAGACCCAACAUUAAUCCCCCGUGAGCUGAGCUCCAAGCAAUGUUUACCACAGUUUCUCUGGCAAGGGAAAACUUCCUUUUACCAGAUAGGAAUCAUUUUUUAAAAAAACCGACCCAAGUUGACCGGCCAUCUGCCAAAGCUAUACUGGGGUUGAAUAUAUAUAGAGGCAAAUGCAGAAAGAGCUAAGAGAUAGCUGAGGAAGAGAGAAGGGAGAGAAGCAGAGGGAGAGAGGAUGGAGAUGCAGAACAGAGAGGAGAGAAAUACAGUUAAAAGAGAAGACCGAUGCAGAAAAAGAGGAGACAAAGAUGCAGAAACAGAGAAGAGGUAGAAAUGGAGCUAGAGAAGACAAAGAUGCAUGAAGAGAAAAGUGAUAGAUGUAAAAAGUCAGGAGAGGAAGAAGCAGAAGGAGACAGAAGAGUGGAAAUACAACAAAAGAAUAGGGAGAUGCAGAAAGAGAGAGGAGGGUGAUGCAAAAUAGAGAAGAGGGAGAUGCAAGAAGAGAUGGGGGAGAUGUAGACAAGAGAGGGAGAAGCAGAUAGAGACAGAGGAUUAAAAUACAGAAAAGGGAGAAGAAGAUGCAGAAUGAAACCAGAAGGAAACAGAAAAACAGAGAAGAGGGAGAUAGAGAACAGAGGAGACAAAGAUGCAGAAAGAGAUGGGAAAGAUGUAGGAAGAAAGGAGAGAGGGAUGCAAAGAGAGAUGCAAAGUAGCAAUGAGGAGGAUGCAGAAAAAAAGACAGAUGCAGGAAGAGAGAAGAGUGAGAUGUAGGAAGAGACAGAAGAUGAAAAUAUAGAAAUAGGAGAGGGGGAUGCAGAAAAAGAGCAGUCAAAGAUGCAGAAACAGAGAACUAAUAUAUAGAGAAGGACAGAAGAGAGAGAAGUAGAAAGAGACAGAAGAUGGAAAUGCAGAAAGAGGAGAGAGAUACAGAAAAAGAGAAGAGCAAUAUGCUGAAGAGAUGGGAGAGAGAGCAGAAAAAGGAGGUAGAUGAAGAAAAAAGUGAGAUAGAGAAAAGAUAUAUCCCCAAAGCCUGCCAUAACAUGAUCGGUAAAUACAGCUCAGACGUCAAAUGUACUAAAAAUGGAAACCAGAGCACCACAUAGUGAAAUAUCCUGACCCAGCAGUCUCUGAUUCUACAUCUUUAUGUAGAAUCUGUUACAAGAGCUCAAAGAAGGUUCAUCUGGGUUUAUUUUAGGUUGAGAGACACAAACUUGAAGAGAAAAAAUCCAAAUGCAUUUGAAGUUUCUGUGAGAUCUAAAUGCAUUUGAAUCUAGUUAACACAAUUUGAAUUUCCAGGGGAGUUUAUAAUGACACAGAUGUGCACCAGCUGUUAGCAGAAGCUUAGAAAGACAGUGUGUUAAAUGUAUCAGCUGUCAAAGUGCUGCCUAAGCACCUUAAAUAAGGAUCUGGUGCUAAAAGACACAGCAGUAAUAGUGCAACUAGCUUAUGCCUAACUUGAUCAGCAUUAAAUAAUGGGAAGCAUCAUUAAAUAAAUAUGCACAUGUCCAUUUUGUCACAUUGAAUCUCUUUCAUUGCUCACAAGGCAGCUGUAAAUGUUUCUAUAAUGCGUUUCAGAGCAUGCAGCAGGUUUGCAGGCAACUUCACCCUGAAAACCCACAACCUGAAAGCGGAAGAGGAAACCCAUGCAUAACCUUUGCACACUCUGUUAGAUGUACAAAAUGUAACUGCAGCUUUUUUUUUUUUUUUUUUAGCAAUAGCACCUGUUAAAACUUGCACAACCUUUGAAGUUCAAAGAAAAACAGUCACUUGAUAACUUUUGUAUUUCUAAUGUUUUAAGUCUUUUGUUGAAAAUGCAUAUGUCAAAACUUGAAAUCUAUAUUCUGCUCUCUAUUCUUGCUUGGACAACAAUAUUAUAGACAGGAUAUUUGU
Molecule: messenger RNA, 3860 nt
Organism: Cheilinus undulatus (humphead wrasse)
Lineage: Eukaryota; Metazoa; Chordata; Actinopteri; Labriformes; Labridae
Gene: ccr8.2
Product: cabz01093075.1
Exons: 3
Coding region: 37-1299 (420 amino acids)
Biological process (GO): immune response; G protein-coupled receptor signaling pathway; chemotaxis
Cellular component (GO): membrane
Molecular function (GO): chemokine receptor activity
Source: RefSeq, a predicted model, not a curated record